This is a messenger RNA of Neurospora tetrasperma FGSC 2508, 516 nucleotides long. RefSeq lists its product as uncharacterized. The coding region runs from base 1 to 516 and encodes 171 amino acids. NCBI's taxonomy places the organism in Eukaryota, Fungi, Ascomycota, Sordariomycetes, Sordariales, Sordariaceae. The transcript has 2 exons. The record is from RefSeq and is a predicted model, not a curated record.
AUGGCACCGUCAUUCCAAAGCCUUGCAAGUAUCGUCCACAUGCCCUACCCAGCACAAGGGCCGCCAUCUACCACAAGGGCGACCACCACAACGACCAUCACAGUCACCACCACAACCGCCAAGCCCAAGCUCACCCUCGACAACUUGACCAACUACCUCGCUCAACUCGAGCAGACCCCAAUCACCCCUCACCCCGACGCCGAAGAGCCUAGCUCCACCAUCGCGGAAUGCGGCAAGGCCACGCUGGCCAAUACCUCAGCUAUAGCAACAACACGAUCCCGAACCAUUACACCAAUACCAGUACCGCAACCACAUCUGAGCCCACUCCUUCCUCACUACUCCAAAAGCGACUGGAAACCACGAGCCACCACAAGAGCAAGCCCCGGUAAAGGGAAAGACAACAAAUGGUACCUGUGGUGCCUAGAGAUGGGCAAAUCCUCCAUGACCGCGCUGUCCAAUUCUCGGAAUCCUACCUACCAAGAGGUACCGAAGGCUUCAUUAUCGAAGCGAGAAUAG